AUGGGCAAUGCAAUAAUCAGUCUUUGCUUCCGCCCCGAAUGUUCUGCCUCCGCCGCCGUGAAGAUCAUAUUAUAUGGCGGUGCCACCAGGAUCCUCACCGGGAAGCACCUCGCGGGAGAGAUCAUGUUCCAGUUCCCUGACCACAUGGUUUGCCACGCGGACUCCUUCUUCAUCGGGCACCCCGUCCCUUCACUCGCCAUCGACGACGAGCUCGUCCAUGGUAAAACCUACUUCCUUCUUCCCCUCGACUGCUUCACGAGCACCGUCCUCUCCGCUUCGUCCCUAGCGUCGCUGGGGUCCGGCGGCCCGAACAACAACAAACGGGGCGGCCCGGUUAGCUUCAAGGAGUGCCCGUUUGAGUACUUGCGGGGCUCCGACGGAAGGGUUGUCAUCAGGAUUGUGCCGGAGUUCAUCACGAGGUUGAUCAGCAGACAUGAUGACCAUGAUGACGAUGAUGAUAACAAGGAGAAUAUAAUUAGCGACGGAUGUGGAAACGGUGGCAACAGGUUCUUGUGCAGCACGCCGGAGCUGCAGAAGCAUUACAAUCAGCUGGUGGGGUGUAGAGAUCAGAAUUGGUCGCCAAAGCUUGAGACGAUUUCAGAGUACAAAAUCAGGUUUUCGCCCUGCAGGUUUAUAGGCUUGGAGUGGAAGCAGAAGGAGGCUGAAGGUUAA
This is a messenger RNA of Sesamum indicum (sesame), 672 nucleotides long. Its product is annotated as DUF4228 domain protein. The record is from RefSeq and is a predicted model, not a curated record. Lineage: Eukaryota; Viridiplantae; Streptophyta; Magnoliopsida; Lamiales; Pedaliaceae.